CAGUCGGCGCUCCAGCCGGUAACGCUGUGUCAGACAGCCGGCCCAGCCUGGGAGCUAUGGCGUCUUAUUUCGAUGAGCACGACUGCGAGCCGGUGAACCCUGAGCGGGAGGCCCGCAACAGCAUGUUGCUGGAGCUCGCGAGGCGAGUGCGCGGGGCGUGGACCUGGGCUCCGGGCAGCAGAUCACUCUUCAAUAGGAUGGACUUUGAAGACUUGGGAUUGGUAGUAGAUUGGGAUCACCAUCUGCCUCCACCAGCUGCCAAGGCUGUAGUGGAGACCCUCCCCCGUACAGUCAUCAGCAGCUCGCAGGCCGAGCUCAAGUGCCCCGUGUGUCUUUUGGAAUUUGAGGAGGAGGAGACUGUCAUUGAGAUGCCAUGCCAUCACCUCUUCCAUUCCAACUGCAUUCUGCCCUGGCUAAGUAAGACAAAUUCCUGCCCCCUGUGCCGGCAUGAACUGCCCACUGAUGAUGACACUUAUGAGGAGCACAGACGAGACAAGGCUCGAAAACAGCAGCAGCAGCACCGACUGGAGAACCUCCAUGGGGCCAUGUACACGUGAGGCUCUCAUGGCUCUUCCUCUGGGACAUCUUCCUCUGACAUUUUGAAUCUUCAUUAAAGGCCUCUUUACCCACCCUGAGGCUAGUGCUCACAGGCUGCACAGGUGCCCUGCAUUCUUCACCAUACUGCUAAUAGGAAAGCUGGUGCUGAACCACAGCAGGUGCCAGGCUGCAUCCCCUCUCUGCUAGCCUUUUUAGACUCUGGGUGGUGGGGCCCUGGAUCAGCCAGGGUUUGGAAGGUCUAACAUGUUCAUGGUUGGAAGGCAAACGGUGUCAGGGCCUGACACUUUGUAGGUAUUUAAAACUGAUAAACUAACUUUCACCUCCCCCUUCCUGAAGUCUUUCGUUAACCUUGGAACCUUUAGUUAAUGUUGGAAUCCUGGGGAUGUUUUUUAGCUUUACAGAGAAAACUUUUAACAUUUUAAGCUUGUUCUUUGUGUUCCAGCCCCACAGUCCCCCUAUUAAGGAAUCAAAGUUCAAACCAGACUGGAUAGGGGAAAGAAGGGAGACUACAAAGCAAAGCCAGUUCUUUAGACUUUUAGACUCAGAGAGUAUGCCAAAGCCUUUCAGAGGGUUUGUUUUGAGACUGAGUCUCACUUAUGUGGCCCUGGUUGGACUGAAACUUGCUGUAUAGAUCAGGCUGGUCUCAAACUUGGGAUCCUUUUGCCCCUGCCUCCCCAGUGCUGGGAUUACUGAUCUGUACCUCCACCUACCGCCAUGCCCAGUCCCUUGCCGUGUGUUUGGAUGGCCCUUGUCACUCUUAGUUCCCGGCAGCCCUGUUCUUAGCAGUGAACACUGAAGACUCUCUGGAAGCACGGGCUCCCUCCCAUCCCUGUAGUACUGGGUGAGGCCCUUCCUGAUUCUCCACAACAGACUACAAACAUGCAAAUUAGAAUUCUUUUAAUAGAUAUAAAAAAAAGUACUAAAAUA
Molecule: messenger RNA, 1485 nt
Organism: Nannospalax galili (Upper Galilee mountains blind mole rat)
Lineage: Eukaryota; Metazoa; Chordata; Mammalia; Rodentia; Spalacidae
Gene: Rnf181
Product: ring finger protein 181
Exons: 5
Coding region: 57-557 (166 amino acids)
Biological process (GO): protein ubiquitination
Cellular component (GO): cytoplasm
Molecular function (GO): ubiquitin protein ligase activity
Source: RefSeq, a predicted model, not a curated record